Molecule: messenger RNA, 1568 nt
Organism: Durusdinium trenchii
Lineage: Eukaryota; Dinophyceae; Suessiales; Symbiodiniaceae
Source: the annotation of a GenBank genome assembly
UUAGACUGUGAGUCUUUUUUUGGUUCAGCGCUGGGUAUCACCAGCAGGAGUUUGGGUCACCAGCUGCAGAACUUGCGGAACUGCUGGGGGCCCAGGCUGACCAAAUGCAGGAAAAUGCUGACAGCUAGAGUGGGUGAAUAUCCUGUGAAUGGAAAGUGACUGGAUGGUCAAUGAUGGUCAAGAGUCAAGAGUUGCAUGCAUCAAGUGCAUCAAGCAAGUCUUGGCCAGAGUGCAUGCUGAUAGGAGGCAGGGCAAAGAUUCCACUCUAUCUACGUUUCUGUGUGUUGUGAAGUCGUUAAGCCAACCUUCUUUUGUUGGCUCAAGCUAUCAAGUACUUGCUUGAAAACCCGGACGCCUCACUUCUCGCGGCGGCUUGGUCCACCAGCUGCGUGAUGGGUGAACAGGUCACGAUGCAUGGAGUGCUUCACAUCGCUUCUUCAUGUUGGCUGAUCAAACACCAUGCGAUCCUGGAUCUCCUGAGUGGUGAAGUGUUUCAUUUCGUUCCAGAAGAAUUGAAAUAGGAGACUGCGAGCAAGUUCUGGGAAGAGUAUGGUGCCUUUCCUUCACUCGCCGCCUCUCAAAGCCCCAAACAUGCUGAGCGGAAGUGCUCAGGAUUGGGCAAGAGAAAAGGUUGGUACCGAGUUUGGUCCCACUGGUUAUGAAUGGGACUGUCAGAAUUGCGAACACUUUGCAACAUGGUGCUUCUAUAACAAAGGUGAGGGGCAGCGUGCACAGGUUCAGCCGAUCAAUGGUGGUCUUGCUGCAGUUCAGGGAGAAAAGUGGUGGUCCGCUGCAAACAUUGCAGCAAGUGCUACGUGGAAGCUUGGGGUGGUGAAUACGGCAAAUCGAUGGUGUCACAGUGUCAAGUCCUGAAACCUAUCCAAAUUAUGAAUGAAACUGCCUCUCCCAUCAAAGUGGAGCUGAAAGCCAGCAACGCCACUAUGUUGUAUAACAUCCAAGCUGAUUUCGGAGCCGGAGUCGGCAAGAUUGCAGGGACUAUCACGAGCGGAGGGUGCGAUUUCUUAAGCCCACCUGUGGACGAGGAGCAGGUGGAGAACUUUACAUUACUUGUCGCGUGGUGUUGAAUGUGUUGUUUCCUCCGUUGUGGACAAGACAGGCUUGCCAGAUUGCAUGCAGUUUCUUUGUCAAGUGUGCCUCUUUGGGUUGCAUGUUUUGUCUUCAGAGGGCAGCUUCUCAAUCCCAACUCCAAACGCGAUGCUUCCCUGCCCCAUCUUCCGGUUUUGUCAAUUUAGUAUCUUAAUAUCCUUCCUUUGCCGCAAAAGCGAGGUCAAGCCAGAAGAUGGUCGGGAAGAAGAACAUACGGUUCAACAUGUUCAACGAGGGCAAAUGGUGCAUUGGCCGUCUUGCCGCAUUCGCAGCAUGCAUUGGCCGUCUUAUGACCUUCGCAGCAAAAUGUGAGGCGCAGUCGGCAGAUGUCAAGAGAUGUCUAGCCACAGUUAGCCAUGACACCUUCAACAUCCUUCAACUUCAGGGUGUGCAAGUCGCAUGGCGCUGGAGGUGAUGUGGAGGGUAUCGGCCAGCUGGGGUGGGAUCGGAGCAAGGUCCAC